This is a messenger RNA of Oppiella nova, 1156 nucleotides long. Lineage: Eukaryota; Metazoa; Arthropoda; Arachnida; Sarcoptiformes; Oppiidae. The record is from the annotation of a GenBank genome assembly.
AUGAACUGGAGGUUAGUCUUGGGUCUGGAACCGAUCACCUCGUCGGUGGUGGGGGUGUUGGGGGCCAUCGGAUUGGGCGCCAUAUACUCGACGUGGGAUUACCUGAAGUGCUCGACCGCUGAGUGUUGCCAUCCAUUUGGCGAAGACAAGCGACUCGUGAGGGACUCGUCGGGACACUUGCGAAAACAGUCGUGGAUCGACUACGAGCUGCCACUCCUGGAGCAGAGCCUCAACACUCAACUCCAUGGCCAGCAUUUGGCCAAACAUGUGAUCAAUAAGUUGGUGCCGAAGCACAUGAAGAACGCGACGCCGAAGAAGGCAUUAGUGCUGUCUUUCCACGGCUGGACCGGCGGGGGAAAGAACUUCGUGUCCGAAAUUUUGGCCAAAAACCUAUUCCGGAGGUAUGACGAGACCGGCAAAAGUAAUUUCGUGCGACACGUGAUUACCACCAAAUUUAAUACCAAUGAUAAGUAUCUGAUGGCGCAAUGGAUCAGAGGUAACGUGACGAAUGCCGUGAAGACGUGCGACCGCUCUCUCAUCAUAUUCGAUGAAAUAGCGGAAUUGGUUCCCGGAGUGAUCGAUGUCAUCAAACCAUUCAUUGAUUACAAUCCUGUCGUCGAUUCUAUCGAUUACAGAAAAUCUAUUUUUAUAUUCAUAAGCGAAAUUGGCGGCGCCGCCAUCAAUAAGGCGACCUACGAUCACCACUUGUCUGGCAGAGAGCGCACAGACCUCACAAUGAAAGACUUGGAACCACUCGUCAAUUUCGGGGCUUUCAAUGAAAACGGAGGCCUUUAUAAGAGUGAUAUCGUCGAGAAGAAUCUGAUCGACGCUUUCGUACCAUUCCUUCCGUUGGAGAAAAAGCACAUAAAACUAUGUAUUUAUGAUUAUCUGAGACUUCAUUACAACAAAAGCACGCCAUUAGUAGAUCCCGGAGAAGAGUUCAUUAGAAAAGUUUCCGAUGAGUUGCAGUACUUCCCGUCCGACACUAAACUAUAUUCAAAAACCGGUUGCAAACGAGUCGGUCCUAAAGUGGAUGUCCUCAUGGAAUAAAGUGCUGUAUAGUAUUUAUUAUACCGCACUAUAAUUCAAUUGAAUAUUGUUUUUAUUGCAAGCUUUUUAUGUUGAAUUAAUUUUAAAAUUUAUUUCAUAAGUCACA